ACAGACCUGUAGGAGCUGGAGUGGGAGACCACGAGCACGAAUUCUUUCCGAGUCCCUGGGUAAGAUGAACCUGCUUCUUUUCUUGGCUUUAGGAGGUUUCCUUGCUUAGUGGGAGGUAUGUGGCUCCUAAGGGGUGGGUUUGAAGAGCCACUUUUGUGAGCAACUUGGGUGUUUUUUCAGCCCCAGUUUCCGGCUUGCCUGAUUCUUGUGGUGUCAAGGCAUCCCCGGAAGCUUCAACUCUGGAGGCAAUGGGUCGAAAGGAAGAAGAUGACUGCAGUUCUUGGAAGAAACAGACCACGAACAUCCGGAAAACCUUCAUCUUCAUGGAAGUGCUGGGAUCAGGAGCUUUUUCGGAAGUUUUCCUGGUGAAGCAAAGGGUAACAGGGAAGCUCUUUGCCCUGAAGUGCAUCAAGAAGUCACCUGCCUUUCGGGACAGCAGCCUGGAGAAUGAGAUCGCUGUGUUGAAAAAGAUCAAGCAUGAAAACAUCGUGACCCUGGAGGACAUCUAUGAGAGCACCACUCACUACUACCUGGUCAUGCAGCUCGUCUCCGGCGGGGAGCUCUUUGACCGGAUUCUGGAGAGGGGUGUCUACACUGAGAAGGAUGCCAGCCUGGUGAUCCAGCAGGUCUUGUCGGCCGUGAAAUACCUCCACGAGAAUGGCAUCGUCCACAGAGAUUUAAAGCCUGAAAACCUGCUGUACCUCACUCCUGAAGAGAAUUCUAAGAUCAUGAUCACAGACUUUGGUCUGUCCAAGAUGGAACAGAGUGGUGUCAUGUCUACUGCCUGUGGGACCCCAGGCUACGUAGCUCCGGAAGUGUUAGCCCAGAAACCCUACAGCAAGGCUGUGGAUUGCUGGUCCAUUGGCGUCAUCACUUACAUACUGUUGUGUGGGUAUCCGCCUUUCUACGAAGAAACUGAGUCUAAGCUUUUUGAGAAGAUCAAGGAUGGCUACUAUGAGUUUGAGUCUCCUUUCUGGGAUGACAUUUCUGAGUCAGCCAAGGAUUUUAUUUGCCACUUGCUGGAGAAGGACCCGAAUGAGCGGUACACCUGUGAGAAGGCCUUGAGGCACCCCUGGAUCGCUGGAAACACAGCCCUCCGCCGGGACAUCUACCCGUCGGUCAGCCUCCAGAUCCAGAAGAACUUUGCCAAGAGCAAGUGGAGACAAGCCUUCAACGCAGCAGCUGUGGUGCACCACAUGAGGAAGCUGCACAUGAACCUGCACAGUCCGGGUGUCCGCCCGGAGAUGGAGAACAGGCCACCUGUCACGCAAGCCUCAGAUGCUUCAAGACCCAGCUCCCCUGAGAUCACCGUCACCGAGGUGCCCGCCCUGGACAAGAGCGUGGCGCUCCCUGCCCUGGCACGGCUGCCCUGCCCACACAGCCCCCGGCCCGCUGCCCCCAGCGGCCGGUCCCUCAACUGCCUGGUCAACGGCUCCCUCCGCAUCAGCAGCAGCCUGGUGCCCAUGCAGCACGGGCCCCUGGCCGUCGGGCCUUGUGGCUGCUGCUCCAGCUGCCUGAGCGUCGGGAGCAAAGGGAAGUCCUCCUACUGCUCCGAGCCCACGCUCCUCAAAAAGGCCAACAAAAAACAGAACUUCAAAUCUGAGGUCAUGGUACCCGUCAGAGCCAGUGGCAGCUCCCACUGCCGGGCAGGGCAGACUGGAGUCUGUCUCAUUAUGUGAUCUCUGGGGUCUGUGCCUGUGUCACUGACAUUUUCAGAAGAGAUGGUCAACUCUCCUCUGCCCUUCCAAACCCAGGUCCACCCUGCUGCAGGAGGAAGGAGAGCAAGUGGGGCAGGGCCUGGCAGGAGCUGUUUCUGGCCAGAAGCAGCCGACUGCUACCGCCUGGGCAGACCGCCACCAAAGGCCCAGGCGUGACCCUCCAGGCAUGGAGGCUUCACUGCAGCUGUGGGCAGGAGGAGCGACAUCUGCUGGCUUCCAGGUCUCCCUGACCUGCCUGCUCUGUGCCCCACGCCCUGUGUGCUGUGGCUCUGUGCCGUGUGCAUAGGUAGCUCUUGCCUGGGUCUGUGUCAUCUGUCGUGAAAAGCUUAACAGGCUGGCCAGGCUGUGUCACCUUCAAAGCAAAGCCAUAAGGAGCCUCUACCCAGACUCUCCAAUCGACACACACGUGCUCCUGCCCCUCAGGCCUCCAGUGGGCUCAUUAACGCAGUCCCCUGCCCAUCUGCAUGAAUGACAGGCAGCUCUGUGGUCUGCCUACGAGCUCUCAGAAUUUGAAUCCUUAACUCCAGGAUCAGCUCCCAGCUGGGCCGAGGCCACACCAGCCCACCCUAGCCAACUUCUCAGCCGCCUCCCUCCCUGCCCCAGUCCAAGAGCAGUGCCACGCCCUCUGAGACGAAAAAGGAAGAAAUCCAUGACUGGGUACUAUAAGGAGUUAGUGUCCUGGCCAGAUGCCCUCCCCACACACACCCAAAUAAGUAAAAAUGAGAAGCUGGCGCUUUUAAUUUCAGCCAGUAAUUCUAACCCAGACUCUGCUCCCUUUUCUCUCCCUGAGAGUCAGGCACAUCGUCCUUGUCCCUCCCCAGUUUUCUUGCCGCCCAGCCCCCCUCCAGCUUCAUGCUCAGUGUUGUGCUCAAUAAAAUGGACAUAUUUUUCU
Pteropus alecto (black flying fox) is the source of this 2610-nucleotide messenger RNA. RefSeq names its product calcium/calmodulin dependent protein kinase IG (gene CAMK1G). Bases 249 to 1679 code for a protein of 476 amino acids. The transcript has 13 exons. Gene Ontology annotation, cellular component: intracellular anatomical structure. NCBI's taxonomy places the organism in Eukaryota, Metazoa, Chordata, Mammalia, Chiroptera, Pteropodidae. The record is from RefSeq and is a predicted model, not a curated record. Gene Ontology annotation, biological process: peptidyl-serine phosphorylation. Gene Ontology annotation, molecular function: calcium/calmodulin-dependent protein kinase activity; calmodulin binding; ATP binding.